Theobroma cacao (cacao) is the source of this 2564-nucleotide messenger RNA. It is a transcript of the gene TTG2, whose product is annotated as WRKY family transcription factor family protein. Lineage: Eukaryota; Viridiplantae; Streptophyta; Magnoliopsida; Malvales; Malvaceae. The record is from RefSeq and is a predicted model, not a curated record. Gene Ontology annotation, biological process: regulation of DNA-templated transcription. Gene Ontology annotation, molecular function: DNA-binding transcription factor activity; sequence-specific DNA binding.
AUUAUUUUACCUUUAGCAACCUUUCUUCUUCAUUCUUUUUUGCUCCUUUUCCUCCUGUCAAAACUAUGGAACUUCCUCACAUUCCCAGUUUCAGACACUAAACCGAAAUCUUAAUCUUUUUCUCUGGCCUUGAAAGAAACAUGGGUUGCUGCUCUAAAGAAACCAGUUUAAUCCAAACCCUUUUGUUUCCAAGCCUGUUUUCUCUUUAAUAAGUUCAAGAACACACAGAAAGAACUAUCAUUUCAUGUAUAAACAAUAUAUUGUGUUUCCUUUGUUAACUGGUUAAGCUUUCUCGCUCUUCGAGACUGAGCUAAAAGAGUGAAUGAAAUGAGAUUUCAUGGAAGCAAAAACAAGUUGUUAAGUGUAUUACUUAUCUGCCAUUCUGGUCUGAAUAUGUUGAUUUUGAGCUGUGCAUAACUGAAGCUGACACUGGCAGAGAGUGAAUUCUAUAACAUCUUCUGAACAUCCCUCCUUCAGCAAGUUUUCCUUCUCAAGAACAAUACUAUUUUCUACUGCUAUUCAGCUUAAUUGAGUAUCAAGGGCAUGGCAUAGUUGGGUUUGCAAGGCUUCUUUCCAGCAUAUUAUGCUCCUGUAAAAUAUAAUUGACAUUUCGUAUAUUUAUUAAAAUGGAGGUUAAAGAAGCAGAGAGGAUAGUCAUAGCUAAGCCAGUAGCUUCAAAGCCUACUUGCUCUAGUUUUAAGUCUUUCUCGGAGUUGCUUGCAGGUGCCAUCAAUGCCUCACCCCCUAAUGCCUGUUCUGAAACUGCAGUUCCUGCAAUUAGACCAAAGACAGUGAGGUUCAAGCCAGCGGUGAAUCAAGCUCCAUCUGCUGCGGCUUCUUCCCAGGCAGAGCUCCCUGGAAUAGGUGUUUCUAGUUCAUCUGAUAAGGUUUUAAAAUCAAAUGUCAAACCUACCGUAGUAUACAAACCACAGGCAAAGCUUGUAUCGAAGACAACUGUUUCUCUCUUGGCAAACAUGGGGAACUUCAGCAUUAGCAAUCAACAAACACUGCAAUCAACAGAGGCACCAGCUCAACAUACAAACCAAGAGAAAAAGAAUUUCAGAUCCCAAGUUUGUCCUAAUUUUCACCAGAAUGCUCCAUCACACGCAGAAACAGAUCAGACAAGUGAACCCUCAAAGGUGGGAUCUCAGAACAUGGAGGAGGAUCCAAAAAGCUUACCAGCUGCAGCAAAUAUUGAUCGGCCUUCUUAUGAUGGCUAUAAUUGGAGGAAAUAUGGGCAAAAGCAAGUGAAAGGAAGUGAGUAUCCACGAAGCUACUAUAAGUGUACACACCCAAAUUGUCCUGUAAAAAAGAAAGUUGAAAGAUCAUUUGAUGGUCAAAUAGCUGAAAUUGUCUACAAGGGUGAACACAACCAUUCAAAGCCUCAGCCUCCCAAACGAAAUUCGUCUGGGACCCAAGGGUUAGGCUUUACUUCUGAUGGGACUGGUCAAGAUACCAACAACUCAUUGUGGAGUAAUAAUCCUAAUGAAAGGAAUGAAGGUUCUGAAGGUAGAGUUGAAAAUCAGAAUGAAGUCGGAUUGUCUGCUCCCUCAUCUUAUCAAGGGAAAGCUGUGCUAUCUCAUGAGCAUGUUACUACUGGAGCUGUUAAUGCUGGUGUAACUUCAGAAAAUUCCAUUGGUCUUAGUGGGGAAUGUGAGGAACGAAGCAAGGAGGGAGAAGAUGAUGAGCCUAGGAGUAAAAGAAGGAAAAGUGAGAAUCAAUCCAGUGAAGUGGGCACCUCAGGGGAAGGCAUCCAGGAACCUCGUGUUGUAGUGCAAAGUUGUACAGAUUCUGAGAUUAUGGGAGAUGGCUUUCGGUGGAGAAAGUAUGGGCAGAAGGUGGUGAAGGGAAAUCCAUAUCCCAGAAGUUACUAUAGAUGCACGAGUCUUAAGUGCAAUGUGCGCAAGCAUGUGGAAAGAGCAUCGGAUGAUCCAAGAGCUUUCAUCACAACGUAUGAAGGCAAACAUAACCACGAGAUGCCACUUAGGAACACAAAUCCUGUGGCCUCUGAUCCAGAUUCUAAUUCACCUGCUAGUAAAGACAAGCGAUGAUAGCAACUGAAAGAAGGUAUAGUCUCCAACUUGAUAUUUGGUCUUGAUAAAGGCGCUCCGGACUCAAGGCCAUCAGAACCAAAGACCUGAAGUGACUGUGAAGCUCACAAUAUAUGACUUUUUACUAAAUUUACUAUGCCACCUUCUUGUGAAUUUUAGCUAUGAAGGCAGUUUUCUGUUGGCAAUUCAAAUUAGAGGGAGGACAUUACGGAUCCUCAUCUUCUUCUAAUGCCGCCUGCCUUCAACUUAUUGCAUUCUUUCUUAAAUUAAUUGUUUCCUCCAUGAGAUAAUAAGUAAUAACUGCACAUCUAAUAUGUUAUAUAUAUCAGCACUGUUUUGUUUCAGGUUUCUAGAGGUCUUGUAACAACUUCAGGGCAGCUUUAGGUCUUUGUUACUUAAGUGAUCAAUCCUAACUUCUGGCAAUUAUGCCAAGAAUGUCUGUUGAUUAUGAUGCUAUCUCAGAGAGAAGGCAUCAAAGUCCACUCGGAACUUUUUGCUGCCUCUACUUCUCUA